This is a messenger RNA of Lotus japonicus, 2668 nucleotides long. Its product is annotated as amine oxidase [copper-containing] gamma 2-like. The transcript is spliced from 5 exons. The record is from RefSeq and is a predicted model, not a curated record. Gene Ontology annotation, molecular function: primary methylamine oxidase activity; quinone binding; copper ion binding. Lineage: Eukaryota; Viridiplantae; Streptophyta; Magnoliopsida; Fabales; Fabaceae. Gene Ontology annotation, biological process: amine metabolic process. Bases 268 to 2460 code for a protein of 730 amino acids.
CCGUUUCAUCACAGUCACAGAUUCUUGGACUUUUCUGUGCUAUAAUAGAAACAUAAGACUAGUCAUAGCCAAAUAUCUAAAGGCAAAAGAAGCCAAAGAGGAGAGGAGAAGUGAGGAUUUGGGUGAUCAGCUAUGCAUAGCUCUGGUCGCAGGAAUCACAUGACCAACUCCCAUUUGUAAGAACUGGGCAGCCUCUCUAUAUAAUUUCUACUAAAGGAACAAGUAUCAUAUGCAAAAACUCAUUCUUCUUGACAGAGAGUGAUAUCCAUGGAUUCUAGAAACUUGUUGCGCUUUCUGGUUCUUUCAAUCAGUGUAGCACUAGUUUUGCUUGUAACAACUCGGCUUCUCCUUCCAUCAUUCCCCAACAAGGAGGCUCUAGACUGCAACUCUGGAUGGUGCACCUCAAAGAACAGGAUUCAUUCUUCAUCAGAGUCUAAUCUGAUCAAGAAACCUACAUUAUCCUCCAAAAAGCAAAACCAUGAAUCCGAUGCUCCUCACCACCCUCUAGACCCUCUAACCAUCCAAGAAUUCAACAAGGUUCGCACUAUCCUCUCCACUCACCCUCUCUUUAAGUCCACAUCCAGCUACACUCUCAAUUCCAUUGUCCUUGAAGAACCAGACAAAAAACUUGUCCUGAGAUGGGAAAAAGGUGAUCCCCUCCCACCAAGGAAAGCUUCUGUAGUUGCAAUUGUGCAGGGUGUCACUCACAUGCUCACCGUAGACCUCAGCACAAGCACGGUGACCAGCCAUGAAACAAAGACGGUUUCCGGGUACCCCAUCAUGACUAUGGAGGAGAUGUGGGCGGUACUUGACGUUCCCUUGAAGAGCAAUGAGUUCAACCGCACGAUUACUCAACGCGGUGUCAAUAUGGCAGACCUUGCAUGCCUGCCAAUCUCUUCAGGGUGGUAUGGGACACCAGUGGAAGAAAACACAAGGUUUAUCAAGGUGCAGUGCUAUUCCAGAGAAGGCACUGUGAAUUUCUACAUGAAACCCAUUGAGGGGCUAACUGUGCUGGUUGACAUGGACAGGAAAGAAGUGGUAUCCAUUUCAGAUCAAGGCAAGAACAUUCCUGUGGCCAAAGGCAUUAACACUGACUAUCGCUACUCCAUUCAGAAGCUCAAUGGAGAGUUUAAUCUAGUAAAUCCAAUAUCCUUGGAACAACCAAAAGGUCCAAGCUUCACAGUUGAGGGGAACUUAGUUAAAUGGGCGAACUGGGAAUUUCAUGUGAAACCUGACCCAAGAGCUGGGACCAUCAUUUCUCAAGCUAAGGUGAGAGACCCAGAUACAUCAAAGCUGAGAAAUGUCAUGUACAAAGGGUUCACAUCUGAGCUAUUUGUGCCUUACAUGGAUCCCACUGAUGGGUGGUACUUUAAGACAUACAUGGAUGCGGGUGAGUAUGGAUUUGGGUUGCAGGCAAUGCCUCUAGACCCCUUGAAUGAUUGCCCAAGGAAUGCAUACUACAUGGAUGCUGUGUUUGCCUCUGCUGAUGGAACACCCUAUGUCCAACCCAAUGUGAUUUGCAUUUUUGAGAGAUAUUCUGGUGACAUUGCGUGGCGGCAUACUGAGUGUCCCAUCACUGGCAUGAUGGUUACGGAAGUGAGGCCAAAGGUGUCCCUAGUGGUUCGGAUUGCAGUAGCAGUGGCGAACUAUGACUAUAUCAUGGAUUGGGAGUUUCAAACUGAUGGACUAAUCAGAGCAAAGGUCGGAUUAAGUGGUAUCUUGAUGGUGAAAGGAACAACUUAUGACAAUAUGAACCAAAUUUCUAACCAAGAAUAUCUUUAUGGAACCCUUUUGAGUGAAAACAUCAUUGGUGUAAUCCAUGACCACUUUAUCACUUACUACCUUGAUAUGGACAUUGAUGGCUCUGAGAAUUCAUUUGUCAAUGUAAAUAUCAAGAAGCAAGAGACCUCUCCAGGAGAAUCACCUAGAAAGAGCUACCUAAAAGCUGUGAAAAAUGUUGCAAAGACAGAGAAAGAUGCUCAAAUAAAGUUUAAACUCUAUGAUCCAUCUGAGUUUCAUGUGGUCAACCCAUCCAAGAAGACAAGGGUAGGAAACCCUGUUGGGUUCAAAUUGGUUCCCAGUGCCACAGCAGCUAGUCUGCUAGAUCAUGAUGAUCCACCACAGAAGAGAGCAGCUUUUACAAACAACCAACUAUGGGUCACUCCUUACAACAAGAGUGAGCAAUGGGCUGGUGGCUUAUUUGUUUAUCAGAGUAGAGGCGAUGAUAACCUUCAAGUGUGGUCCAACAGGGAUCGUCCAAUUGAGAAUAAAGACAUUGUGUUGUGGUACACAAUAGGGUUCCAUCACAUACCAUGUCAAGAGGACUAUCCUGUCAUGCCAACUGUGUCGUCAAGUUUCGAACUGAAGCCAGCCAAUUUCUUUGAGAGAAAUCCCAUCCUCAGAAUUGCUCCCAAUUUCAUAGAAGAUUUACCUGUUUGCAAGGCACAUGAUUCAUCUUGAGUUUUCAUCUUAGCUUAAGCAUUGUAUUGCUAUAUGUAUGAAAUGAAAGAUGAUGAAACUCAGCCUUAAAAAAUUAGUAAUGUUAAUGGCCGAACUUUGACUAUGAUGUAGAAGUUGUUGCAUAUGCAUGUCAUGUAUAUACCAAAUAAAAAUGAUAUUGUAGAAUGUGUCCUGUUAAAUUUGAUCAUAAGUAUCUUCAAGACUUCAA